This is a messenger RNA of Capronia coronata CBS 617.96, 801 nucleotides long. RefSeq lists its product as uncharacterized. The transcript is spliced from 2 exons. The record is from RefSeq and is a predicted model, not a curated record. Gene Ontology annotation, biological process: regulation of DNA-templated transcription. Bases 1 to 801 code for a protein of 266 amino acids. Gene Ontology annotation, molecular function: DNA-binding transcription factor activity. Lineage: Eukaryota; Fungi; Ascomycota; Eurotiomycetes; Chaetothyriales; Herpotrichiellaceae.
AUGCAGAGAAGUCAGAGCUAUUCCUACCCAUCAUCGGCCAUGGUCGGCCAGUCGAGGUAUGCAUCGACACAGGCCACAAGCUCGGCAUUCAGCGCAUCGGCCAACCCCAACGAAGACUGGACCAAGAUAUCGGAUCUUGCAGAGAGACGACGGAUCCAGAACCGGAUUGCUCAGCGAAACUACCGCAAGAAACUCAAGAGGAGACUGGAAGACCUAGAGCGUCGUGCUGGGUCGUCUUCUGCUUCUCCAGAACAGACACAUGCGGAACUGGCCACAACAACCGUAACCAAAGACAACUCCCGCAAGCAACCUCAAAGCAUGACUCGCCAGACAUCAACGUCGGGGUCAGCGACUUCCCACGAGAUGCAACGGGCUUCUCCUGAGCUACUACCCUUUGAUGAUCAUUCAUCACUGUUUGAUACCCCUUCGACACGGCAUGCAUCGCUUCAUUCCCCACCGGAGUUCGCGUUCUCGACGUACCCACCGACCACAGCAUACCUGCAGUACGAGGAGCAGCAACAGGCCUCUUACGAGAGUACGCCAGGCUACUUUCCGAACUCGUACUAUCCUGCGAACGUCACGUCAUCAAGCCUGCCUCCUACAUUACCAGCCAUGCUCCCGUCAACAUAUGGGAAACAGGAUCAUUUCUGGAGCGAUGACGACUUCCUGAAUCCCUUCAGUAUGAACUAUGCCUCUCUGGCUGGUCUUGAAAUGCCCUCGAAUCAUGCAUACACGGGGGCCACAUCUCAUGUAAAUCCCACCACUUUCUUCUCGCGUUCAUAUUCCAGCCCGCAUUUUUGA